Messenger RNA from Effrenium voratum, 894 nucleotides. Lineage: Eukaryota; Dinophyceae; Suessiales; Symbiodiniaceae. The record is from the annotation of a GenBank genome assembly.
AUGGCCAGCCUGGUGGCCGCCUGCCAACUGGACACAGCCCUGCGCGCCGCCCGCGCGGUGAUCUCCUGCGAGGCGGAGCUGGACGCGGAGCUGAGGCUGCGGAAGGUGUCUGCGAAGCUUGCGGAUUUGUUCCAAGCCAGCGCGGCCCAGCUGGAGGGCACCGCCUUUCUGGAGCUCCUGGAGGAGGACGACCAUGAACGCUUUAAGGCCGGCCUCAAGUUGGCCAGCGAUUUGGCCCAGCAGCAUGGAGAACCCACGUCCUCCAACGUCAAUGUCUCCAAGCGGAGCGGUCCACACAAGGAUCUCGAGCUCUGUGUCUGCAGCUUGCCUCGCAGGCAAGGCACUCGAUACCUCUUAGCGCUCGCAGAGGUGCGAGAUGGUGACCCAGUGGACCACCCCGAGGAGGGCCUUGAAGGACUUGGCGAGCCUUCAGCUCACUUGGUGGCACCGCGCCUGACGGCGCAGGCGCUUGCCACGCACUCCUGGGCCACGCCAGCGAUACCAAACUGCAGCAGUGUGUGGGAGGUGAAGGUGCUUUUGGACGAGCAGAGUCUGGAAGUGCACGGCCUACACAUCGCAUUGAACACCAACCAUUGGAAGAGGAGUCGGAAGACCUUCCUCAAGGAGUGUAUCCUGCCUGGGGUUUGGGAUAAUUUCAAGCGGUGGAUUGAUCACACCCUCCAGGGCCGGCCAGGCCCCGCACCCUUCAUUGUGCCCUUUGCCCUGCACCGGAUCAUGAGUGGCAUCGCCUGCGCUCGCAAUGUGGAGCUGAAGAGAAAGGUUGGCUCCACCGGCCGGAACGAGCUGAGCCUGCGCCUGCGGCACAUUUUCGUGCGAAGGCCUGUGGCAGCGUGCCACAAGGCGGGCUCGGAGAGAAGCCGAGACACGCUGUGA